Messenger RNA from Epinephelus lanceolatus (giant grouper), 984 nucleotides. RefSeq lists its product as uncharacterized. The record is from RefSeq and is a predicted model, not a curated record. NCBI's taxonomy places the organism in Eukaryota, Metazoa, Chordata, Actinopteri, Perciformes, Serranidae.
AUGGCCGUCUAUGAAAAUGCAUCAGAGAUCACUGUGGAGAUGAUGAACCUCUCUGAUGCUUCAGCCAGGACUGCUGCCUCCAAAAGUCACAGUGAUGAAGAUGGUACCACAGUGCCUGGAGGAAAACUGCUCAGACGUGUUGCCGUGAGCUUUUGUCUCCUGUGUGUCCUACAAGCUGCUCUAAACAUUUCCCUCCGUCUUGCUCUCUCCCCUCCACCAGGGAUUGAUGCCAAUAUUAAAAAUCUGACUGAGGAGAGAGACGAGUUGAGGAGCAUCAACCUUCGUAUUGAGGAGAAUUAUAAAACCCUGACUGAAGAGAGAGAUGAGCUGAAGAGGAAGCUGAGUAACUUUGAUCAUUAUUUGAACCAAGGAUGGGUGUAUUUCAGUGGUAGUUUCUACUAUAUUUCUUCAAUCGAGAAAACCUGGCAAGACAGCAGAGAUGACUGCGUGCAAAGAGGUGCAGACCUAAUGAUUAUCAACAGCGAAGAGGAACAGAAUUUCACAAGACAAUACCAAAAGAUAAUGUGGAUUGGACUGACUGACAGAGAGACAGAGGGGGUAUGGAAAUGGGUGGAUGGCACUCUAGUGACAACAAGCUUCUGGAGAUCUGGGGAACCCAACAAUAAUGACGGAAAUGAAGACUGUGUAGAAACAAAUGACAGUGAUCACCGAAAAAUGUGGAAUGAUGCAACAUGUGAAACAAAGAAAUUCUGGAUAUGCGAAAACAAAAUGGCUGUAUAACUCAGAGCAUAACCAAACCCUUAUGAUGUUGUCUCAACAUAAAACAGAUUUAUAUUCCACUGUGAUUUAAAAAAAAACAAAAAAACUGAAGGCACAAACAAAUGACAUCGUCCCACACAGGCGGGUGUCAGAUUAGAAAAUGCUUCUUUGUGUACAAACAACAUAUUGUGUUCUUUAAUUUCAGGGGCUGAUGUGCCUUUCAGUGUGAGAUUUGUACAUAUAUUUUUAAUGUGUCUGUAUUUG